CCAAAUUUCACGACCUCCGUUCCGCUCAUCAAUCUACUCAGCCUGUCUUUGUCAGACAAUCCUCAAAGACGACGAGCGCCUAAUUAACGACCACAAUUACACCUGUUUGCGAACAGCUCCGAAACCUCGAGUAAAUAACGCACCGAGGAAACUCUAUUGAUAAUUGCACAUAUUCACGAUGGCGUACUAUGGGGCAGUCUCCUUUGAGUCCCUCUUUCGUCGAUGCGUAACUGGAUGUGAAGGCAGUCCAGCCUGUCCCACCUGUCCCUCGGAUCAGAUCUGCUCUCUCGUUCCUCCGACUUGCGACGAAUGUCAGCACACAGUCUGUGUUGCAGCUUCUGCUGCUCCAUCGACAAUCAGCUCAUCUUCAACCAAAUCAAGUUCAGGGCCGAAUGUUGGAGCCAUCGCAGGUGGAGUGAUUGGAGGAGUGGCAGUGAUAGUGGCCGUCACAUAUUGUGUCUGGCGAUUCUGUAUCAAGACGAAGCGACAACAAUACGAGCAAGAGAAUUGGGCCGAAGACCCCGAAGAGACUCUGCCGGCCGAGAAAGAUUUCACUAUGCGGCGAGAUGCAAGAGCUUCUACACAUACAGUUGGCUCUAUCGCUUCGACAGUAUUGACUCGAGCAUCCAACAUCAUCCAAAUCGCUUACAUCCCUGGUGUCACGAAUCGUUCAGCUCCAUCUACGCCUGGUCUUCUGGUACCGCCUGUUCCUCCGAUCCCAAUUGCAUUGUCGAAUGCAAGCACUCCACGCUACGAGCAAGAACACUUCUUUAUGCCUGGCGACCUUCGAGAUUCUACAUACUCUGGUGUCAGUGAUAGAACUUCAUACGCUCGGACAAGUGUGGCUUCAACCAUCUACGGCAAGAACGCCAUUGUAUCACCCAUCCCAGCUCAAACUGUUAUCAGAGGCAAGCCUGCUUUGGUUAGCGUCAAGUCCAAUGGCAACAGCUCGACUGGUGAGCUUACACCUCCCGUGCCUAGCGUGGACUAUAGCAAAUACGGUUCUCAAGGACCUCCAAGUCCUGCUUUCAGUGUCGGGUCUACCUUCUUGAACAACGCCAAUACUGCAACUACAGUAAGACCACAAGUUGUCCGGGUCGUGAGUGCCCCAAAGAAGGCUUCUCCUACAGGAUCCCUUGCAGAGGAGCGAAGUCUUCUUGGUCGAGACUCUAACGCCAUAACGAUUAUUGAUGACACUCCUACUGUUGAGCAAGGCCCUUUCAGAGGUACUCGAGAGCAUCGUCCUAGUAGCAACAGCACCCUAAGUGCCGUUAUCGAAGAAGCUCAAGCUAAGAAAGCUCAGAGCGCCAGUGGUUCAUCGCCAAAGACAGAUGGUACUCCAUUUGGAGACGAACACGAAGUAAAGGAAUGAUGGGGUCUCGCUGGAUGAUGAACCAUCUGUGGGGAUGUCGAUUUUUGCCGCAUCCCAGGACAUGACUAUUAGGAUUCUUCUGUUUAUAUUUUAAGCUCUUUUAACGGCGAUCAGGAUGGCGCAAGGAUAUGGUGAUAUCCUCUCUGGGGAACUUACCGAAUAUAGGGAGGCUCCUUGAUCAGCGUCUUCGAUACAAUAUAUGAUUGCAAUGGUCUUCAACGAAACACAUCAUGGUGACUUUUCUUUAUUUGUCAUUACCAUCUACCACGUGUCUCCUUAUUCUCUCUAUAUAAGGGCCCGGUCUUGUAUCCCUAUUCGAAGUUUGUUAGGUUGACUCUCUUGUCACUUCUACUCCG
Molecule: messenger RNA, 1728 nt
Organism: Mollisia scopiformis
Lineage: Eukaryota; Fungi; Ascomycota; Leotiomycetes; Helotiales; Mollisiaceae
Exons: 2
Coding region: 179-1372 (397 amino acids)
Source: RefSeq, a predicted model, not a curated record